CAGUCAUUUCAAUGGGGUUAUGGGGGUGGGGGGUUUUCUUAUGUAAACAAGAUGAUGAUGAUGAUAUAUGUUUUCUCAUGUUUAAGCAUAGUUGAAUGAAUAUACAGACUGGAUCCAAUGCUACCAUCAAAUGAUCUUGAAAUUCCAACCAGAUUCUUAAUUAAUUAACUCUUCCUCCUGUUGUUGUUUUCACUAUUUUUUUAACACCAAUCUUCUGACUCAUCAUCAUCUUCUUAUAAAGAUAGUAUAUUUGGGUAUCUGAAACCUCCCUCUGCUUUCACGUGAAAGUACACAAGCUGGGAUUGAUUACCCGUGAAACAACACUCUCAAUUCAUCUUCAGAUCGCGACUGCUUUUAUUAUCUUCAAAGACUCACUGAAAUAAAAGAAAGAGAGAGAAAACCCAUUAUCUCUUAUGACUGUCUGUUGCAAGCAUUCAUCUUUCUCUGCUCAUCAUCAUCAUCAUCACUUCAGCUUCUGCUUCAUUUCCAUGCCAUGGUAACAGCAAUAUUUAAUAUGGGGGAAAACCCAGAAGCCAGUAUUUGGAAAGCCAUUUGGCGAUUGAAUCGAUGAAGGAAGGAAGGAAGGAAGGAAUCAAUGAAUGAAUGAUUCUUGCCUCAUACUAUUCCAUUUCAUUCUUUUUGUUUCAUCAUCUCUGAUUCUCAUUUCAUUUGCUUGCUUGACUGGAUGAUUAGAUAUAUGGAGUUCCCAAGAAGAACUUCAUGUAUUCUACUUCUCCUUUUCUCUACAUCCUUCUCUUUUCUCCUCCAUUGCGCAUUGUCAGACGAUGCUGACACCCUCUUAUCUCUCAAAUCAGAAAUUGAUAACUCAAAUCACCUACAAUGGCGCCAUGGAAGUGAUCCUUGUCAAUGGAAAGGAGUCAAACAAUGCUUAAAAGGAAGAGUCAUAAAGCUAGUCCUCGAACACCUCAACUUAACCGGCCAACUUAAUAUCAAUAUUCUCAACAAGUUAGAUCAGCUCCGACUACUCAGUUUCAAAGCAAACUCACUAACUGGUCAAAUCCCAGAUCUCUCAAGCCUACCAAAUCUCAAAUCAAUCUAUUUAAACGGAAAUCAUUUCUCCGGUCAAAUUCCGGCGACUCUUUCCCUUCUCCACCGUCUCAAGGUCAUUGUCAUAUCAGAUAACAGAAUCUCCGGCGAAAUACCCAACUCCCUGCUCAACCUCAGCCGCUUAUACGUACUAUCUUUAGAUAACAAUCAACUCACAGGCGAAAUCCCUCCGUUUAACCAACCCAGUUUGAGGUUCUUCAAUGUAUCCAAUAACCACCUCCACGGUCAGAUCCCAGUGACUCCUGCCAUGGUUAGAUUCUCUAUCUCUUCGUUCUUCGGCAACAUUGGCCUUUGCGGAACCCAAAUAGAAUCGACAUGCGAUUUAAUGUCGCCGUCGGCGAGCCCCAGUUCUCCGAUUAAGGAGAAGAAGAAGAAACAUGGGUUGAAUCGGAAACAGAUUACCGCCGUCGUAGUCGGCAGCGUGGGGGGUUUUGGGUUACUGAUUCUCUGUCUUAUAAUCAUGUGUGUUGUCUGUAAGAGAAGCGGGAGGACGUCUUCUAGGACCGUCACAACGACGGCGGAAGGAAACAACAACGGCGGCGCCGUCGGCGCCGGUGGAGGGAAGCAGUUUUCAUGGGAAGAAACGGAAGAGGGAGGAGGGACGGGAAAUCUGGUGUUUUUGGUAGGAGAAGGGGUAGGGGAAGAGAGGAUGAACUAUACAAUGGAGGAUCUAUUGAAGGCGUCGGCGGAGACAUUGGGAAGAGGAACUGUGGGUAGCACUUACAAGGCGGUAAUGGAAUCGGGAUACAUUGUGACGGUGAAGAGGCUGAGGGAGGCGCGAUAUCCACGCGUGGAGGAAUUCAGAAGAUAUAUGGAGAUAUUGGGUAGAUUAAGGCACCCGAAUCUGGUUCCAAUUCGUGCCUAUUUUCAUGCUAAAGAAGAACGACUCCUUGUUUAUGAUUACUUCCCAAACGGCAGCCUUUUCUCACUCAUUCACGGAUCAAGAGCACCUCCGGGAGGAGGAAAGCCUCUUCAUUGGACAUCAUGUUUGAAAAUAGCAGAAGAUGUAGCUGCUGGAUUACUCUACAUUCACCAGAAUUCAAAUCUCACCCACGGAAAUCUCAAAUCCUCAAACGUACUUCUCGGAUCCGACUUCGAAUCCUGUCUCACCGACUACGGUCUCUCUUCCUUCAAAAACCCAGAUGACAUAACCGUCGAAUCCAGCGGCGGCGGCGUCUUUUACAAAGCACCGGAGUGCCGGCACAUGACAACAACAGCAACCACCAGCACACAGGAAGGCGACGUGUACAGCUUCGGUGUUCUUGUUCUUGAACUUUUAACUGGGAAGACGCCGUUUGAGGAUGUUGUUGAGGAACAUGGAUCUGAUAUUCCUAAAUGGGUACGGUCUGUUAGGGAAGAUCAUGAGACGGAGGAGUCUGAUGAUGGACCUCCGAAUGAGGAUAAACUUGGGGCGCUGUUGAAUAUUGCUAUGGCGUGUGUCUCUGUUUGUGGUGAUGAAAGGCCUGUGAUUAAGGAGGUAUUGAGGAUGGUGAGGGAAGCGAGAGCUGAGGCUCAUGUUUCGUCUAAUAGUAGUGAUCAUUCGCCGGGGAGAUGGUCUGAUACAGUUCAGAGCUUACCUAGAGAAGAUCAUCAACAUCUUAGCAUUUAGAUUAUUUUGCUGUAGGAAGAGAAGAUGAUGAUGAAGAGGGGAUUCAUCUAUUGCAACUCUCAAGUACUAGUGUUAUUUUCUUUUUGUGUUGAUGGAAGAUUUUGAUUGAUUGAAUGAUUGAUUACAGUCUUAUGAAAAUGAAAGUCCCAAAUUUGUUUGAU
Molecule: messenger RNA, 2838 nt
Organism: Impatiens glandulifera
Lineage: Eukaryota; Viridiplantae; Streptophyta; Magnoliopsida; Ericales; Balsaminaceae
Product: inactive leucine-rich repeat receptor-like serine/threonine-protein kinase At1g60630
Exons: 2
Coding region: 686-2677 (663 amino acids)
Biological process (GO): protein phosphorylation
Molecular function (GO): protein kinase activity; ATP binding; protein binding
Source: RefSeq, a predicted model, not a curated record